This is a messenger RNA of Python bivittatus (Burmese python), 7301 nucleotides long. RefSeq names its product protein serine kinase H1 (gene PSKH1). The record is from RefSeq and is a predicted model, not a curated record. Gene Ontology annotation, biological process: protein phosphorylation. NCBI's taxonomy places the organism in Eukaryota, Metazoa, Chordata, Lepidosauria, Squamata, Pythonidae. Gene Ontology annotation, molecular function: ATP binding; protein kinase activity.
CGCCAGCGCCAGGCCGUCACCCCCCUAUGGGCCUGGGCUGGACCCGGCGCCCUCCCCGCCGCGGGCUGAGCUUCUUGGGAUGUUGCAAUGGUUGGAAUUGUUCCAGAUAUGGUUGCUGUGGUGCUAUUCUGGGAGACCAUUUUGAUGGAUGACUAGUACCAUUCAGUGAUGGGCUGUGGGACUAGCAAAGUACUUCCCGAGCCUCCCAAGGAUGUUCAUUUGGAUCUCGUUAAAAAGGUUGAGCCAUACACUGGUUAUAAAACUGACAUAUAUAAGCAUUUCAUCAAAGGUGAUGGAGAUGCCAUCAAAUCUACUAUUCCUUCUCCUCCAUGUCACACCAAUCCAUAUGUGGAACAGCCAGAGCCCCGCAAAAACAGAGUGGCAAAGUACCGGGCCAAAUUUGAUCCCAGAGUGACAGCCAAGUAUGAUAUCAAAGCUCUGAUUGGCCGAGGUAGCUUUAGUCGUGUGGUACGAGUGGAGCACAAAGCUACCAAACAACCUUAUGCAAUCAAGUUGAUAGAGACCAAAUACCGUGAGGGGAGAGAAGUAUGCGAAUCAGAGCUGUGCGUGUUACGCCGAGUGCGGCAUACCAACAUCAUCCAACUCAUUGAAGUUUUUGAGACUCAGGAACGUGUCUACAUGGUGAUGGAACUGGCCACAGGAGGCGAAUUGUUUGAUCGUAUUAUUGCUAAAGGGUCUUUCACAGAAAGAGAUGCUACCCGAGUGUUACAGAUGGUACUGGAUGGCGUUAAAUACUUGCAUACAUUGGGCAUAACUCAUAGAGACUUGAAGCCAGAGAACUUGCUCUAUUAUCACCCAGGUAUGGAUUCUAAAAUAAUGAUCACAGAUUUUGGGCUGGCGAGUGCUCGGAAGAAAGGAGAUGACUGCUUAAUGAAGACUACCUGUGGGACACCAGAGUAUAUUGCCCCAGAGAUCUUGGUCAGAAAGCCUUAUACUAACUCUGUGGACAUGUGGGCGCUUGGGGUGAUCUCGUACAUCCUACUAAGUGGGACUAUGCCUUUUGAGGAUGAUAACCGCACCCGCUUGUAUCGGCAAAUUCUGAAAGGAAAAUACAGUUACUCGGGGGAGCCCUGGCCCAGUGUGUCCAACCUUGCUAAAGAUUUCAUUGACCGUCUGCUAACUGUGGAUCCUAGCGACCGGAUGACAGCACUUCAAGCCUUAAAGCAUCCCUGGGUGGUGAGCAUGGCCGCCUCUUCUUCCAUGAAGAACCUGCACCGUUCCAUCUCUCAGAACCUCCUCAAGAGGGCAUCAUCUCGUUGCCAAAGCACCAAAUCAGCUCAGUCUACCCGUUCCAGCCGGUCCACCAAAUCCAACAAGUCCCGACGGGUGCGGGAGAGGGAACUACGAGAAUUGAACUUGCGCUAUCAGCAACAGUACAAUGGCUGACAAUCCAGCAAGAGUCUGCCUUCUUCACUUUUUUCUUUUUGACACUGGGGCAUGUUCUGCAGGGUGCCCGCUAAGUGUUCCAGCUGCCUUAUUUCUUCUCUGAAAGUUCAGCCUCUGUCUACCUUUCUGUCUUGAAAGAAAUGGAUAUUUUGGGAUACUGAUGCCCUUAGGAGAAUGCCGUAGCUGGGCAGAGUCAGUACAGUAUCUCUGCCAUGAGGGGAAAUUAGGAAAGUCUGUUUUUGACCCACCCUGGGCCAAGUCCUGAACUGAUGGCCUGAAAUACUGGAAACACAUGGAAGAGAGAGCCCUUACCCAAUUUAAAGUCCUUGCUACCCCUACUUAUUUAUGACAAAAGUCAAUUGUUGUUGGCACAGAGUCUGAUGGCUGAGAGAUUUAGAAUGCAGUCCUCUGCCCACUUACCUGGGAAUAAGCUUGAUUAAAUUAAUGGGGCUGACUUCUGUGUAGAUAUGUAUAAGAGUAAGCACCAGGCCCGCUUGCUUAAGAUCUGGAAUCACCUGGAGGUGCUCAAGGCACUUCCACUAGUGCACAAAGGGAUGGCAAAUGUUCUUUAUCUGUGCAACCUCUUGCAGUGACCUAAACAUUUUUCUAGAGAUUCUAGUAAUAUUUAAAAUGGUCAGGCGGGGGGUGGGGAUGGGGAGUUCUCUAGAUCUUGGCCGCCAUUUAGCUGGAAAUGGUAAGGGAUGAGCUUUGUUCUUCCUUCUUGCCUCCUAUGUAUUUUGUAGCAUUGCUUUGAUCUCCAUUUUGUUUUUUCAUCUAAUGUUGGGAUAAAUUAUUAUCAUCCCAGCUAUCAUUCCAAGUCAGCCAAAGUUGCAGGAUGUGGAUCAGUAUUCAGUAUUGCCAGAGACUGCAAGAACCUUAACGACUUCCUUUUGUCUUCCAACAUCUUAUGCGUACUAGUAUGUCCUAUUACAAUGACAAAAUGAGCAGUAGAAGUCUCUCAUCAAAUGUUAUGGUUGAAGCUUGACUGGGGUUAAGCAACUGUUAUGUCUGCCUGUAGAAUGUGCAGAGAAUACAGCUUAGAAUCAUUAACUUGCAUAGUUUAAUGAGAUCCAAAAAUAAUCUAUGCUGCACAGACCCCCAUGGAUUAACCCACUUUUUGUUUUAACUUUUUGUGUGGCUGCAAGCAAAAAGUCCAAGAGCAAAAGAGGUAAUCCUACCAUAGCCAUGUUUUCAGUCAAGUCAGAUGAAGCAAUGCAAAUGAUUAUAACAAGAAAACUUGCACGUUACCAGAAUAAAUGUCCAAAGUCAUUAACCAACUUGAAGGAGAGUUGAAUUCUUCUAGCCUUGGUUAGGCCUGGUAUAAUUAUAUAGCCAAAUAAAGUGUUGGAAUUUUGAAUAUAGCAUUAAUCAUUUAAUUUUAAACAGUGUGUAGAGUCAAGUUUUAAUGGUUCCAUGUGGAAAAUGCAUCUCCCUGCACAAAGUUAGCACAUUAGGAGAGAACCUUCUGAGGUACUAGUUUUCUAUUAGCAAAGGGAUAGCUGCAGGAAGGGGGAGUGGAUUCAAAGUGGCACCCCCUGCCUGCAUUGUGAAGUAGUACAAUGAAUUCUGCUACCUCAUUCUGCAGUAUAGGAAAACUGCCAUGUGAAGCAAAGGCUGGUGAAAAGACCAUCUGGAGCUUCUGAGCAGUUUAUCCUAGCUUUGAAAAUAACAAUCCAGAUACGCUUUUAAUUCUCUGUGUCAGUCAAAAUAGUAUUUGGUUGAGCUAGUCCUCAAUAGAUCUUACUCUGUCCUUUUCCGGGUUGGAAUUGUGGCCUAGACAGUUAAAUGUGCCUUUUAACAGAAACCAACUACUUGCACCCUCUGGCACAUCCUGUUUUGCAGUGUAACUUUAUUUGUCCCAAUAAAUAUUUCUUUGAAGAUAAUUAGCCAGCAGUUUAAAGUUUAGCAUUUCAUCAGUCUUGAUAUUCAGGUGGUUUUAUCAUGUUGGGCAGUUAAGUGCCAUCAUAUUUUAUGAGCAUAAAGAUAAGUUCUUACCCCAGUGAGUGAUGAUUCUAGAAGUGUCUCUGCAACUUAACUUUUACAUACACUUAAGCAUGCAUUACUCCACUUCUGAUUUAUCUCUAUUCCUGUUCUGGACACACCUUGUGUAGAACUGGUUUCUCAGGCCAGGGUGCCAUCUAGUGGUUCAGGAUACUCUUGCCUCUUGGAUUAAUUAGUGCAAGUCUCCAUUAAUGCUUGACUUCAUAUCCUAUCAUUGUUUUAUUGAACCUUAGCUGGCAGUUAAAUCAUAUUUUGCUAGCUAUUGUCUCUUGGGCCACACCAAAUUUCAUAUUGGCCUUUGCGGUAUUUAUUUGACUCUUCAGAAGAUACUUAGGUGUGGGCUAGAGAUUUCUUGAACUCUUUUUUGCUGCAUUCCUUCUGGAUAAGAUGCCAAUUUGAAAGAGAGGUACCAUUUUUGACCCACUGGUUGCCCAUGGAGAUCAAUAUUAUCUAAGCAUAGAGGUGAGAGAUUUCUGUGAAGGAUGCCUAAUUGUAGCAUGCUUAGCCCACUAUAAUGAUAAGCAAACCAUUCACAAAUUGGAGUGUUUCUUUUUAAAUGCAUGCCAUAAUUCUAAGACAAGAAAAAUCAUGGAUGGUUAUCCUGGAUGCAGCAUAACUCUUAAUCCAUGCUUCUUCCUCUCCUGUUCUAAUUCAUUUUGGUGUUUAGCUGCUGAGUUGAUUUAUUAUGUGUAUGUAAUAGCAACCAUUGAGUUCUCUCCUCUCCAGAUCUUGAGAUUAGUUUGUGCCUUGCACUGCCCCCUUUUCUCACUCUUGGAAAAACUAAACAUUGUAAAUAUACUGGAACUUAGCAAUACUGUGUUAAAAAAAUACAACCAGUGAACAACUUCACUGGUCUGAAAUCCAUCUGUCCAUUGGAGAAAGAAUGCAAAUUUGGGGUUAUGUUCUAGUUUGCUAUCAAUGGGACUCUGAAGACCUAAAUGUGGUAUAGAUUAGAAGCCACUUCUGUCCAGGUUGUGCCAUUAGAAAUAUUUUCUUUUUAAGCUUUUUAUUUGAAUGUUGGCAGGUCCUUUAUGUCAGUCUCUUCCUGCCACUUUCUAAGUGCUCAUUGGACUAGUCACACUUACACAAAGGUUGGCAAUAAGAAGUGUCAUAUUACUGACAAGUAGGAAGAAUCAUGAGAUCUUUUUCUAGGAGAGUAAUUAAAAGAGGGCAGUCUGGAGCCAGGCAUCUAUAUAUUCCAUAAUGUCCGGAUAUUUAGUUUUUAUCAUGCACUCUAAUUAUUAAGGGUUGGGGCUGUUGUACCUUUAAACUGUCAACCCUUUCUUUGAUCCAGGAACUCUUGCACUUUAUCCUAUCCCAAUAAUUUUACAACAUUUCUUAUGAGCCACAUUUCAACAUUUCCCAACAUUUCAUAUGAACCACAAGUUCCAACAUUUCCCAACAUUUCCACUGAGUCACAAGACGGUGCUUUAACACUUCUGGCUUCUUAAUGACUUUAUUCCGCAGUGGAGGAGGAUCCAAAUGUGGAAAUGUACUGUGACUGCAAUUCACAAGCCAGCAAAAGCUGCACUUCUCAUGGAAGUAUUGCCUGGAAGAGAUUCUUGCAGAUUCCGAGACUUCUUACAAUGAGGGCCACAACCUUCCGCUGCUUACUAGUCCAUGGUGCACCAAUGUCGCAGCAUGGAUUUCCCUGCCGGAAGUGGCCAUUUUGGGGAACUGCAGCUAGUGGAGAGUUGACAAUAGGAUAUCAUUUUCAGCAAACCUCCUGUUUCUGCCCUAAUGCCAAGGUUGGCCUUUAAAUGUUCCUAUCUUGUUCAGUGAAUGACUAGGAUUGCUAUAAGUGGAAGUUUCAGCUUUGAUGAAUAAGUGUGGGGUGAAGAUGGAGUUAAAGUAGACUUGUGUUCUUCAAGUCUUUGUAAAUAGAGUUCUGCAACCUGGAGAACACCAGGAAAAAGCAUUUGGGAAUGGAAUCAGAUGCAUAAUUCCACAUCAGUAAUUUUGCCAAUACUUUCAGAAAGUUGCCUUUAUCUCAAGAUUGAUACAGAUGCUAUUCUGCCAGUUAGUGCCUUAUUUAAACCACUCAGUCACUCUUCUUGGAAACCCAGGAUUAAAUUACAAACUAGUCUACAGUCCAAAGAACCACUUCACUGGUGAUGCAUACUUAAUAAGUCCAAACCAGUUCCCUUUCUCUCUGUGUUGUGCUACAAACUGCUGUUGAAAUUCAGUGUGUUGAAAGAAGUUUGAUGUGACAGAAGGGCCUCCUUUGUUCAAAGGAGGGCAAAAACCAUUACAAAUCUCAGUGGCAAUUUUGAACUUUUGGGUGUCACUUUGGGCCCCAUCUAACAUGGAAGCAGAAACUAUAUAAAAAAUGUGAAAUUCACCCUUGGAUAGGUUCCCCUGGGGGAAAGCUCUGUUGCCUGCAACUGCUUUUGCUUUUUCUCAGUUUGGUUCAGCAAGCUUUCUUUUCCAAACCAUCUGCCUUAGGAAGGAAGUCCUGUAGAUUCACUGAAGUACCCGAGUAGACAGGAGGAUGGGGCAGCUUUCUGAUGGGAAUAUCCUGAGCAGUAGUAGCUGGCCAAACUACUAAUUCUGUGUACAGAGUGCCUAGAGAUGCCUCUUAGCAGCUGUACAAUGAUGGGAUUGCUCAGCAGGGAGGGACUGGCCAUUUUAUUGAGAACUAUUACAGUUUUGGUCACCAAUUAAUGCUUGAUAGACUUUCAGAGAACCUCAGGGUUGUCUGGAGCCCAACAUAGAAAAUGUUUUUUAUACCAGCAUGACAAGUUAUUCCUUUCAGACAAGUGGGAUGGGGGGGGGUACUUUCCAAAUAUUCUGUACUCCAGCAGCCCUUGGCUGUAUCUUGCUGCCUUCCUGCCCAUAUCUGUGUGCUAUGAAUACGUCACUUUUGGCCCUACAGCAUCUUUUGGAAGUCCUCCAAGGAACUGAGUCUGACUUCACAGAUACUUCUUCCCACCCAACAACAUCCAAAUUGUUAAAAAGAAUUGUUCCUAGAACCUGAGUUCUCUCUUUUUCAUAGGUCAGUGUGCCCCCUCCCUUCUUCCUCUCAAGUAUUCAUAUCUGUGAUUUUUGUCCGUGGUGCCUUUGGGGCUUUUUUUACACUAUGGAAUCUCUACUUUUUUAGAGGGUGAUUUGAUGCAUGACAGUUAACCUGUAAUGUUGAAAUUAGUGUAUGGAAUUAUUUAUUUUGUGUAUUCAGUCUGUUUUUAAAAUUUGUAAAUGUAACCUUUUAUUCAGUAAAAUGUUGAUCCUCACGGAUUGGUGGCGUUCUUUUUGUUGGGCGUGGUUGCAAUAAAUGCUCUAAUUAAAGGGCAGGCUUUUUCAAGUGGGAACCUGCACUUUUGAACUCAGGUUGGUGGAUGAGAUUAGGAUAAACGCAAUUGUUUUAAAGUAGUUGUAGCUAAUUCGAAUAUUCUUCCUGUAUUCAAUAAUUUCUCCUGUCCAUCAAACCUACAAUUAGACAGCAGUUUUUGGAGUGGCCUGCAGGCCAUAUUAAGGAGUUUGGGGAACACCAGUUUCGGAGCUUGCUUUAAUUAGUUAUAUGAAUGAAAGAGAGAGGACUGGUUGUGGCUCCUAUGUAUUGUAAUAUGCUUUGUCAAAUCCUGUGAGAUGGGACAAAAUUUCUUAAACUGUCUCCUAUUUUCUGUAUUUUCCAGGGUUAAUAUUUCUAAAACUUGCUUUUGUGGUUGUUGUUGUCUGAUCAGAUAAUUAAAGAAUAGAAUACAGCCCACAUCUGGACAAAGUGGCUUCUAUGUGGAUCUAUUUUGCCAAUAGUUAAGAGAUGCCAAAGCAUAUCAGCAGAUUUUCAGUAACGGUCUAAAAAUAUGGCUGUUAUUAAAAAUGAAUGCCCUAAAAAUUUAUUGUUUGUUUGAGAUGUUACACAGCUGGAACUAGGUUCAGAGUUCUUGAAGAAAGAA